CGCAUAUUGCCCCUCUCUCGCCUGUAUUCUUGCCCGAAGUCAUAACGGCGAACGGAUUCGCGCUGAACUUCUCGAGAGGUGACCCAAAAAACCACAAUUCGCCACCAUGAGAACUUUCCCAAGCUUGUUUGAUAGUUUUCCACUCUUUACGGUUUCUUUUCUUGUUGUUUCAAUCUCCACUGCGAGAGCUGACAACUGUGAGGUGAAUGUGUGUCUGAAUGGAGGAACUUGUGUGACGGGAGAUGGGAAAGAUUCCUUUAUUUGCAUCUGCACCGACGGCUUCACUGGAAACACCUGCAACGAGACUGAGAUUGGGCCUUGCAACCCUAACCCCUGUAAAAAUGACGGUGUCUGUGAGAUCAUUGCCAACUCACGAAGAGGAGAUGUCUUCAGCGAAUACGUGUGCAAGUGUCCAAUAGGUUUUGAUGGAAUCCACUGCCAGAACAAUGUGAAUGACUGCGCUGGCCAACCCUGUCAGAAUGGAGGCAUCUGUCGAGAUCUUGAUGGAGAUUUCACCUGUAAAUGCCCCUCCCCCUAUGUUGGAAAGCAUUGCCAACUGCGCUGCAUCUCUCUGCUGGGGAUGGAAGGAGGAGGAAUCGCAGAGUCUCAGAUCUCUGCCUCCUCUGUGUACUAUGGCAUUCUGGGGCUGCAGCGCUGGGGGCCCGAGUUGGCCCGACUGAAUAACAAGGGACUCGUUAAUGCCUGGACGUCUGCAACACAUGACAAGAAUCCCUGGAUCGAGAUCAACAUGCAGAGGAAGAUGCGUUUCACUGGCAUCAUCACCCAGGGUGCCAGUCGCAUGGGCACGGCAGAGUUCAUCAAAGCCUUUAAGGUGGCAUCAAGCUUGGACGGGCGAACCUAUACCAUGUAUAGACCAGAGGGUCAGAACAAAGAUAUGGUCUUUGUUGGUAACAUGGACAACGAUGGGACAAAGACCAAUUUGUUUGACCCUCCAAUCAUAGCUCAGUAUGUUCAAAUCAUUCCUAUUGUGUGUCGUAAAGCCUGUACGCUGAGAAUGGAGCUGGUGGGCUGUGAACUCAAUGGUUGCUCUGAGCCACUGGGUAUCAAGUCACGGCUGAUCAAUGACAGGCAGCUGACAGCUUCCAGCUCUUUCCGCACCUGGGGCAUCGAGGCCUUUACCUGGCACCCGCAUUAUGCCCGUCUGGACAAGCAGGGCAAGACCAACGCCUGGACCGCAGCCACCAAUAGUCGCUCAGAGUGGCUGCAGGUGGACUUACUCAGAACAAAGCGCAUCACUGGGAUCAUAACGCAAGGAGCCAAAGACUUUGGUAAUGUGCAGUUUGUGUCAGCCUUUAAAGUGGCUCACAGUGACGAUGGCAAGUACUGGACCAUACUUAAAGAUGACAAGACAAAAACAGAUAAGAUUCUCCCUGGCAACAGUGACAACAACGUGCACAAAAAGAACGUGUUCGAGCCCCCCUUCUACGCACGAUUCGUCCGCAUCUUGCCGUGGGCGUGGCAUGAACGCAUUACCCUGCGAAUGGAGCUUCUGGGCUGUGAUGAGUAAAACUCCUCCCACCUCUUUCUCUCUCUCUUCCCUUUUAUUUUUCCCUACAUUCCUUCUCCUGUGAACCACACCUGCACUGCCUCACUCUUAGCAACAGAGGGCACCAACACCACAGGACCCUGCACAGCUGGGGGACUGACUGAUCUUUCUCGCGGCCGGCGAGAAACGAAUCCCAAACCCACAGUCUGAAUUGUUUAGCAUUAUACAUACUUUGUACUGUACUGCAGCAGUGCCAUAUGAUGAUUAAUUAAAUGCUAAAAUCUACAUUGAUGUUUAUUUACCUUAGAUAUGCCCAUAUAAGGCAACAGCUUAAUUUUACAGAAGUGAAGAAUUACAUUAAAGAAAAUAAAAAAAUACUAUCGUUUUGGAAAAAUUUAAACUGUACAUACCAAGUAUGUCAAUGUAUUUAUUUUCAAAGUAGUUGUCAUUAGUCGAUUGGGUGUAAAUGCUGUCAAAUUGUUUUAUAGAUUAGCUGAUAAAGUGGUUUAAAUGAGCAAAUUACCAAAUCAGGACUCUUAAAAAUAUUGUUGUUUUUGUUGUGCUCUAGUAUACUAAUUUGUACAUUAUGAAAAUACUAAAACUAAAUUGUUUUUUGAAACAGUAUUUGCUGUAAGUCACUUAGGUUUUGACAUGUCUUAAAACUAGACUUAUGCAUUUAACGUGACUAGUUUUUACCAACCUUAUCAAGUCUAAACAUGAAACGUGACAGUCAAUAAUUUAUUAUCAUUUGAUUAGUAUUGUUUAAAUUCGAUGCCUUGGCCAGAGCUGCCAUGGAUCUCAGGUGCAGUUGAAUCGGUGUGCUACUGAAUUUUAUUAUUUUUAUUUUAUUUUUGCAGCAAAAUUAUGAAAUAAACCAAAAGUUUUGAUACAAACAACAUUGUACUCUCAAAAGCCAAAGUGGUCUCAUCUUUCUUGAUAUGAUGUCCUAGCAAAUGUGUAAUUUCCCUUCUAUUUAAAGUGGGGCCACACUUCAAGCAGUAUAUACUUAGAUAUACCCUAUCACUGAACACACGUGCAGCAUUAAAGCUCUUGCAUUAUAAGAUGCGAGGAGGGGGGUGGGUGCAAAUCUAAUUUUUGAAUAAUUUAUUCGGUGGCACUGAAUAUCUGAUAUGACCGUCCAAUCUACAUAAUGCUUUCAAAAUGAUGCAUUGUGACCCCCAACCCAUCCACUCUAAUAAAUAUAAAGUUUUGGGCUUGUGCAAUAUGAUAUAAGUAUUAAUAUGAAUUAAUAUUAAUGGAGCUUAAGGGGAAAAUAUAUGGGCAGGAUUCCCCGAGAUGUUAUCUAAAAUGAAUUUAAGAGGGUUAUUCAAGGUAACAAACACUGAAGAAUAAUAGCAUAAUCCAGCAUGGUUCUGUAUUUUGGCUGCAUGCAUUUCUUUUUUCUUAUGUACUCAGUACCAAUUUGUACCAAUGUUGCAUUUGAUUUUCACACAGCAUCUUUGUUAUUUCUAUUAAGUGUGUUCUUUCAAUGAUUUAAAAAAAAUAUAUAUAUAUAUAUUUUUAAUGCCUCAUACUGUAACGUUCUUCUUGUGUUCACAUUGUUUAAACUAGUUGCAUUUCCAUAGUAUCUCUUGAAAUAUUUUCCUCAUGUUCUUAACUGUAGGAAUAAAUAAAGAAUACAAGUAGAUA
Messenger RNA from Myxocyprinus asiaticus (Chinese sucker), 3157 nucleotides. RefSeq names its product milk fat globule EGF and factor V/VIII domain containing b (gene mfge8b). The transcript has 10 exons. Bases 107 to 1528 code for a protein of 473 amino acids. Gene Ontology annotation, molecular function: calcium ion binding. The record is from RefSeq and is a predicted model, not a curated record. Lineage: Eukaryota; Metazoa; Chordata; Actinopteri; Cypriniformes; Catostomidae.